AUGUCUCCGGUCAAGACAAUCAAGGACAUCCCAACUCUCAGCAGUCUGUACAAGCUUAAGCGUCUCUUGCCGGCAUCUUCAACAGUGUCGGGAGCCAGCAGCGCUUACAACGACAAGAUCUGUGUCAUCCGCACCGACAUUACAAAGCUAGAGGUCGACGCUAUUGUCAACGCAGCCAACGAGUCUUUAUUGGGAGGCGGCGGUGUCGAUGGCGCUAUCCACCGAGCAGCUGGCGAUGGACUCUACUAUGAAUGCGAAAAGCUAGAUGGUUGCAAGACUGGUGACGCAAAGAUCACUAAUGGCUACGAACUGCCAUGUAAGAAGGUCAUCCAUACAGUCGGACCGGUCUACUGGAGCACCAAGAAGAAGGGUAUGCACACCGGUCUGCUGCAGUCGUGUUACCGCCGAUCGCUCGACCUCGCCGCCGAGAACGGUUGCAAGAGCAUCGCCUUCAGCGCGCUGAGCACUGGUGUCUACGGAUACCCUAGCGGUGAGGCGGCACAUACUGCUAUUGGUGAGGUCAAGAAGUGGCUCGACACUGACGACAAGGCCGACAAGCUUGAUCACAUCAUCUUCUGCAACUUCAUGGAGAAGGACGAGGACGCCUACUACGAGUGGCUGCCCAAAUACUUCCCAUCGGCCGAGACGAGCGAAGCACAGAGCAAGAGUGAUGAGACCAAGACGGAGACCAAGACGGAGACCGAAGAACAACAGACAAGCGAGAGCAAGGCGAAGGGUACAGACACAGUCAAGCCUAGAGCAGGACAGCAGACUGAGAUGGAGGACAAGACGGAGGCUCUGGGACAGACUGAGGCCGAGGAAAGUGGUCAGGAGAUGCCCGAGCUACCCAACGUUCCUACCGCUGCGCCAGGCGAGCACGACCAGCCCGAUGCAAAGAAGAUCAAGGUCGACCACGCCUGA
This is a messenger RNA of Aureobasidium subglaciale EXF-2481, 921 nucleotides long. RefSeq lists its product as uncharacterized. The transcript is spliced from 2 exons. The coding region runs from base 1 to 921 and encodes 306 amino acids. Lineage: Eukaryota; Fungi; Ascomycota; Dothideomycetes; Dothideales; Saccotheciaceae. The record is from RefSeq and is a predicted model, not a curated record.